AUGGUCUGGGAACGUGUGAUUCCGGAAAUCGCUGCCAAUAACCCUUUUCUCAUGCACCUGCUUUUGGCACUGGCAGGUCUGGAUAUCUUGACAACUCGAAAACCGGACCAGCGAACAGCAAUGACCUCAGAUGCAAUCAAACUGCAAAGUUUGGUUGAGCAUCACCAAAAAGGCCUACAGGGUCUUCAAGAGAAAUUGACUUCUAUUGAAGAGACUAGUGCGGAAGUCUUGUUUGCUGGAUCAAUGUUGAUCGUCGGCUUUGCAUUCGGCUCGCUGCGGAUCGAGAAUUUGGAUCUCUCUACCCAGACAUCACAAGUCUCCAGGGAAAAUAUCUCCCCGGAUUCGCCUCAUCGCUUUGAGGGGCCCCGUAUAGAGUGGCUGCGACUAGUUCGAGGCGUCAGCUCCAUUGCGCGGCACUCUUGGAAGACGCUGAAAUUAGGGCGAUUGAGACCACUCUUAAUGUUUAACAAUGCCAACGAGGACUGGAAGCUACUCGGUCCAGAUCAUGUUCUAUCAGCUGUGUCACCACGCUAUAUACGAUCAGAAAAUCUCUCUGCAUUUUCGCUCGGGGCACCUCAAGCAAUUUCAAGUCUUAGAGGAUUUUUGGGUACCCUGAAAGCAACAUUGCUUGAAGUCGGUGGUGGUCUUGGCACAUCCCAAAUUUCUGGCUCCAGCCCCGAAUCUGAUGAAAUUCAACAGCUAGGCGAUGUCUUUGAGGCACAGAACCAAGCAAUUGAUGUUGCUGAACAGAUGUAUAUGCGAGUCAUAUAUGUGCUCGAGCUUCAACGUAUCGAAGCGAGUUCAUCUGACCGUGACGUUCAAGGCGAGAUAGAGGAUGCGGCUAUUACAUCUUGGCCGCACCUUGUUCCGGAAAUUUUCAUCUCGUCACUUGACUCGAAUAACGGUCCGGAAAUACUCACUGGCUUGUCUUUCACCAUUCUUGCCCAUCUAUAUUUACUACUCACGCUUCUGGGUGACCUCUGGUAUCUUGGGAAGAAUUUUGGUGUUGAGAUCACGAAGAUUAAUGCUUUGGUAGCGGGGCUCGGCGAUUCUAAUCUGUCAAAGUUGAUGGAAUGGCCCGUGGAUGUUGCGGGCUUCAGCUCGAACGCUUCAAAAUAUAAUUCAUAA
Messenger RNA from Penicillium pulvis, 1128 nucleotides. RefSeq lists its product as uncharacterized. Gene Ontology annotation, molecular function: DNA-binding transcription factor activity, RNA polymerase II-specific. Lineage: Eukaryota; Fungi; Ascomycota; Eurotiomycetes; Eurotiales; Aspergillaceae. The record is from RefSeq and is a predicted model, not a curated record. The transcript has a single exon. Gene Ontology annotation, biological process: regulation of transcription by RNA polymerase II. The coding region runs from base 1 to 1128 and encodes 375 amino acids.